This is a messenger RNA of Venturia canescens, 694 nucleotides long. RefSeq names its product histone H4. The record is from RefSeq and is a predicted model, not a curated record. NCBI's taxonomy places the organism in Eukaryota, Metazoa, Arthropoda, Insecta, Hymenoptera, Ichneumonidae. Gene Ontology annotation, cellular component: nucleosome. Gene Ontology annotation, biological process: nucleosome assembly. The transcript has a single exon. Bases 31 to 342 code for a protein of 103 amino acids. Gene Ontology annotation, molecular function: structural constituent of chromatin; DNA binding; protein heterodimerization activity.
CUGACUUACUCGUUUUCAAUUUUCAACACAAUGACUGGACGCGGAAAGGGAGGAAAGGGAUUGGGAAAAGGAGGAGCUAAACGCCAUCGCAAAGUUCUUCGCGAUAACAUCCAAGGAAUCACGAAACCAGCUAUCCGUCGUUUGGCUCGUCGUGGAGGUGUCAAACGUAUUUCUGGUUUGAUCUAUGAAGAAACUCGUGGUGUGCUCAAAGUUUUCCUUGAAAACGUUAUCCGUGAUGCAGUAACUUACACCGAGCACGCCAAGAGGAAGACAGUAACUGCAAUGGACGUCGUGUAUGCUUUGAAACGUCAAGGCCGUACUCUCUACGGAUUCGGUGGUUAAACGUUCGUCGUUUGCGUUCUUCACAUGUAACAUCGACAAAACGGCCCUUUUAAGGGCCAAAAAUAUAUCUAAACGUAGAUUAUAUUCCAGUUACACAAUCUUCAGGUACUAUAGCGUGUAAGAAUCACUGCAAUUUGAAUUAAUUUUUAUCGAAUGUUGGGACUUUUGAUGCGUUACGUUUUAAAGGAGCCGUUAUGAAGCCAUAUUGAAAAAUCGCAGAUGAAUUGAUAUUCUCCUAAGCACUAUUCAGAAUUGAUACUGUUUAUCACAUUUUGCCUAACAUAGUUGUUAGUAGCCAGUAAGCUGUUUCAGAUGAAAACAUUCAUCACAUUCGACGCACAAACGAGAUCGA